AUGUUCCUCAAUUAUGUCAUUGCCGCCGUCUCCGUGCUCCUCUACUUGCACGGAUUUUUUCCAAUCCCGACCCGGCCCAUUGAAAAGGCGCCCCCCAGCAACAGAACCCAUACUCCAAACGCCAAGAAAUUGGUCUUGGUAGUGAUUGACGCCCUACGUCUCGACUUCAUUUCCGCAACCAAAACGCCAUUCUUAUCAAAAUCAUUAAGAAAUAAUGGCUGUUUUAUUCAUCUCAAAGUUGAAACACCAACUGUUACACUACCACGGAUAAAAGCGCUGACGACAGGAAAUGUGCCGCAAUUUGUCGAUAUUAUCCUGAAUUUGGCCAAUCCGACAAAAGUUGAGGACAGUUUUAUUCAUCGAGCUCAUGCCGCCGGCAAGAAAAUUGUUUUUUAUGGUGAUGAUAUUUGGGUGAAACUUUUUUCUGAUGAGUUUGUCAGGAGUGAAGGCACUUCGUCAUUUUUUGUUAAUGAUUUUACGGAAGUGGAUGAUAAUGUGACGAGAAAUGUUAAACUGGAAGUCAAGAGGAGCGAUUGGGACAUCAUGAUUUUGCACUAUUUAGGUUUGGAUCAUAUAGGCCACGUCUACGGUCCCAAAUCUCCGCUUAUUUUAUCCAAACUCAAAGAAAUGGAUUACGUUAUAGAAGAAAUCUACAAAACCGACGCGAUUUUGAUGGUAACAGGUGAUCACGGAAUGAGAGACAGCGGAGGGCAUGGGGGCUCCACACAUCCUGAAACCAACGUCCCCUUUAUAGUUUUGGGUGUGCCUUGCAUUAAUGACUCUUUUGCCCAAAUUGACAUUCCCGCUAAUUUAGCCAUUUUACAAAAUUUCGAUGUUCCAACCACUAGCAUUGGCCAACUUCACAAAAGUCUGUUGUCUCAUUUGCAACAAUCAGAAUUUUUACAAGCUUUGAGAUACAACACCUUUUUAUUGACAAAUAAGCUGGAUUUGUGCGAAGAAACAAUUCACACUGCAGACCAUCUUUUCGAUCUAUUUCUACUUAAUCAGAAAAAAGAAUUGGCCGAAAGCGCGGCCCAAUUGUACGAAAACUGUGCACGAAAAAUUAGCGAAACGUUACAAAAACUUUCAAUUCAACAAAACGCAGCAUCUCUGAUUGUCGCAACUGCUACAACCGUUGUAAUUUUGUUAAAAGUAAUCCAAAAACUGUUCGGGGUUUCUCCGAAAACUGAUCGCUUCGAACAAUUAACAAUGUUGGCACUGCUAUUUUUACAGUUUGCCCAUUUUCACGUUGCCAUGGAUAUGUUACUUACCGUGACAAUAUUAUUUUUAGUUGUUAGAAAUCUUGCGUGUUUUGAGACAAAACAUUUGCAGUGCGCUAACAAAUCUUUUUUGAUGUUUAUGUCAAUUGUGCAUCCGUUGUCUUUCCUCUCCUCGAGUUACUUGGAAGAAGAGCACCAAUUUUGGUAUUUUUUUACAAACACUUUUAUUUUGUUUAAUAUUUUAACUAAAGGGAAAUACUGGAUUUUGCUUUUUGUAGCACUCAGACUCGUUCGCACACUUAACCAAGUUGGUGAUAAAUGGGCUGCAUUGCCGGAUUUAGCUGACUGGUUGUUACAAAACGAAAAUUAUUUAUAUUUGCAAGUAAUUUUUAUUUCGGGUUUAGCAGCCUCGUACCUUUGUACCAUUAUGUUUGCAAAAACGAAAUUGAGUAAGUUUCUUGAUGCUUUAGUCUUAAUUUUAAUUUAUGUCUUUCGCUCAGUGUUCGUGAAUAUAAUCUUGGGCCAAAUUUUGUGGUUUCUAAUUUUUAUAAAAUUUCUACUUUGUGUAUCAACCAAAGAAAGUUUUGCAUUAGUUUGGUUACUACUUAUUAGUUUGUUACUUAAGCCCUACAAUGUGAUACUUAUUCCAUUGUGUGUAUUAGGUAGUCAACUUUUCCACAAAGCUUUAGAAAAUGAAACGUUAACGAUGGCCCAUUGGUGGUUAGGUAAUUUGUUAUUUUUUGCUCAAGGGCAUGAUAAUAGUUUAGCAAGUGUUGAUAUUUCAAGCGGUUAUAUUGGAUUACACGAGUAUAACCCUUUUUUAGUCUUUCCUCAAGUAUUGUGUCACACAUAUGCCCUCCCAGUAUUAAGCCACUUAUUACUUUUCACAAACAGAAAGGUAAAUGUUUUUAAAAGUCUGUCUAUUUUUAUAUUGUUUAGAUUAUAUAUUGUUGUGCUAGUUUUUAUAGUAACUUUCAUACACAGACACCAUUUGUUUAUUUGGUCAGUUUUUGCCCCAAAAAUGUUUGUUGAGGCAAGCCAUUUUUUCUUUUUAUUUGUUGAAGUAUCUUGCUACUAUUUAAUAGAUUUAAUAAAAAAAAAUUGUUACUGAAAUUGUGUUUUUUUAAUAAAACAUCUGUUACAAAUUUGAAAAUUUGUCUUAUUUUAUUAUAAAUCUAAUCCUCAGAUUAAAGAUCGUUUAAAAAAUUUUGCUAAAAAUAUGGCUGUGUGAAGGGUCAAACUGACCAUUCAUUGUUUUGUCACUGAUAAAGGCACAAGUUUCCAACCAAGUCAAAUCAUAAGCAUUCCCAACCCAAAGUUCAAACAAAGUUAGAUUUACUAAUAUUUUCAGGCAGUAGAAUUAAAUUGGGGAUUUGAUAAGCAAUGAAAUAAGUAUCAAGAACGGUAAGGAGAUUUUACCGAUUGAAGACAAUUGUUUGGAGGAGGAGCAUAGCGACGACUCCAAUUAUUGUCUGAGAUCGGCAAUCUUUAACGUUCGUGAUGCUUUUGGCGUUUUUUGCACGAUUCUUAAAUUCUUAUUAAAUAAUGUCAAAAUAAUUGUCAAGACAACAGGUUAUGGUUACCGGUUGCUAGGUCCAAGGCGUCCACAAAAUUACUUACCGUUACAGUGGCGGCUUCUCAGAGGAAGCAGGGGAGGCUAAGCCCCCUCAAACAUUUUUAACGAAUAACGAAUACAAUAUUUUGUUUAAUAAAAAAAAUAUUUUUUUUAAUUUAAAUCGAAGUCGCGCUGGAAUUGGAUCUCAUGCUUGCUUCGUUUGCGCCAUAGAUUUAUAGCAAGGGGUGUUCACUCUUCAAAAAAAGCCGGGAGUAGUGAUGUUAGUUAGUGGUAACAUCACCGAAGCGCUGACAAGCAAUCAAGAAAGAUAAAAUAUAUUACUGUCUGAAUCAUUAAAAAAAAUUGUUGUUUGCGCAUGUAUCUCCAACGGUUCACAUUUGAGUACUGUCAAAAUGAUGUGUCUCUGGUUGUAAUGGGACACAGGGUCUAAUUUCAAGUUUGGUCGCAAAAUUGCGCGGGUCGUAGUUGCAUAGCAGCAACGAAUGACAUUGCUAGAUUUGCGCCGUUGCUAUGUCAAUCAUGAUUUGCACCGGUCGUAAGUCAACUUGAAAUUAGGCUCACAGAAUCAGACCUUACGACCGGCACAAAUCGGUAUUGUUAUAGCAACGGCGCAAAUCUAGCAAUGUCAUUCGUUGUUAUAGUGGCGGUCAGCUCGAUUUGCAUGUGCGUCAUCAAUUUCAUUUUUUCAUUACCAACACAAAGCUAUAAAAAACUUACCAAAAACAAUGCAAAUUUAAACAGCUAAGGGCUAUCCAAGGGUGGUAUCCUUGAACAUUAAUUUACUUGUGCACUUCGACAACACCGUCAAGUGUCACGAAUUUGUCAACCUGACAUUGACAGUAAAUUAUAGACGUCGUCGCAUGGUUGUCGAAAGUGUUAUCGGUGUUAAUCGCAAGUAUUUUCCGUUCGUUUAUUGUGUUUUGUGAUUUGCGUUUCGUUAGGUUUUUGAUUCUGCGUUUAUUAGUUCUUGUUUUGUGAAUCUGUAUUUUUUUGUAACAACUCAUAAUUUAAACACUUCGUAACCGCAAAAAAUAUUUGAUAGUUUGUCACCGCUAUGCCCUGCUAUGUAAACGUAGUGACAGAAAUGUCAGAUGACGCACACGCAAAUGGAGCUGAGCACUACCAUAAGCUAUGUGCGCUGUACUUUUUACAUUGCGGUAUAUGGUCUCGAAAAAUUCGAGAGCAGGUAGUCGACAUUAUGUUAAUGUAAUUAGUAAGGGUCCAUUCAAAGAUAGGAUUCAUAAGUUUAGUGUGCUAUCUUUUUCAUAACAACAUCUGUCCGUGGAAUUUUAAGUGGCGCUAUUCUGACCUAUCAGGCAUUUUAAGAUAGGGUUAAUAAACUAAAGGGUUUACGCGUUUAUGCUUUGUUAUAAAUCAGUUUCCUGUCACUGCACUUUUCGAAAUUCAUGAAAAAUUCGAGAGCAGAUAUACGACGUUACGUUGAUAAUUAAUAAGGGUCCUAUAUAAAAAUUUCAUUAACACUGUUACUUUGGCUAUGGUGUGUAAGAAUAAUAAUACGUAUGAUGAAAUACUUUUUAGAGUAAUUAAAGAACUGUACGAUGAUAAUGGCGUAUUAUAUGAAAUCAUAUUAAAGCUACCCUUUAAUGUUAAGAGGAAUGUGAAUAAUAAGAUUGUUUAUUAUUAUCAGGGCUCAUAAGAUGUUUAUAAUUGAAUUUAAGAAAUAAAUAAAUGUUUAAACCCAUAUAAUUGAUUUUAUUUUUCUCCAUUCCUUACCUCUAUGAAUUAAAGCUACUAUGUAAAGCUGGCACGUUUAUCAGACAAAUAUGAUGCUCUAUUUAUACGUCGAGUAAAUAUAUUACAUAAGGAACAGCGAAUAAGAGCAAGCGGUUAUAAUUUAAAAUCAAUUUGGGAAUGUCAGUUUCGAAAAUUAUUAAAAGAUAAUACUGAAAUCAAACAAUUUAUAAUAAAUCACCCUAAUUUAAUGCAGGUACCGUCAAAUCCCCGUGAUAGUUUUUUUGAUGGUAGAACUAAUGCCUGUAGCCUACAUUACAAUUGCGCCGAAAAUGAAAAAAUUAUGUAUUUUGACGUCUGUUCAUUGUACCAUUUGUACCCGUUCAUAAACAAAUAUGGUAAGUACCCCGUCGGCCACCCUGUAAGCAUUCUUGUAGGCCAUGGCGAAUGUUCAACAGUAAACAUACAUGAGGUAGAAGGUUUAGUAAAAUGUCGCAUUUUACCACAAAAUUUGUAUCAUCCACUUUUACCUUUGCGCAGUAAUGGUAAAUUAACCUUUCCGUUGUGCCGCGAAUGUGUAGAAACAUUAAAUAAUCGCAAAUGUAAUCAAACGGACGAUGAAAGGCAAUUCACCGGUACAUUUGUCGCAGAUGAAUUACGUAAAAGUUUGGAAUUGGGCUACAAAAUUACUGAAUUACUAGAAAUUUGGAUAUACGAUGUUGAACAGUACAAUAGCUUUUCAAAAACUGGUGGCUUGUUUGCAGGCUAUGUAAACACAUUUUUAAAAAUUAAACAAGGAUGCAGUGGUUGGCCGACGUGGUGCGAUACCGAAACCAAGAAACAGCAGUGCUUUAAUCAGUACUACGAAGAGGAAGGAGUUCAAUUAGAUUCACAGAAAAUUGAGAAAAAUCCUGGAUUAACCACAAUAAUUAAAAAACCACAAUAAUUAAUAAACCCAUUGAUUUAUUCGAACUUAUAACAAACCCUAGUAAGAUUGUGCAUUCUUUAAAUAUUAUUAACACAGAAGUGAUUCUGACCACCUGAGAAAGGGUUGAAGAUGAUGUAAAACCAUCCAAAACCGUUAAUGUAGCAAUUGUUAGUUACACAACUGCUCAGGCGCGAUUGGAGUUGUACAAAUACUUAGAAAGGUUGGGUCGUCGCGUGUCGUAUUAUGAGAAAGGUUGAGUCGUCGCGUGUUGUAUUAUAAUACUGACAGUGUAAUUUUUACCCAUAAAGAGGGUGAAUGGUUACCACCAGUGGGUGAUUAUUUAGGCGACAUGACCGAUGAAAUGUCAGAAUACUGUUCAGGAAGCUACAUUAAGGCUCUAGACCCUCUGGGAGCUGGCGCAUACGUUUUACGUGUAAACGUAAUAGGAAACGUUUUAUAGGAAAUUUAAAAAUACAGACUUGAGAUAUUUUAAAUUUUUGUUAACUGUUCUUAAUUGUUAGAUAUAAAGCAAAAAUUAAAUUGUAAGUAGGCAACCUUUAAUGCAUCCUUCUUCGAAUGCGUAGCUAGCUGGAAGAAGAUUUAUGACGGGUUUAGGACGCACCGCUGGGGGUAACCACCAUUGGGGUUACCCACAAGAUAAUAAUUUUAUUGCAUUUGUUCAAGACAGAGAAAUGUAUCGGCACAAAUAGGAAUUUUAGCGAUUUCUCUAAUAGUGGUAUAAAAUUAAAGCACAUGAUUUCGGAAUUAAUUUUUUUAACAAAAUAAUUAGGUACCUAUAGAUUUGCAUUACGUUUUUUUUGUAGACACUGCUAUCAACGUAUCUUAUGAGAUUUUGAAAUACGAGUAAUCACGCUCGCUAUUUUUUUGAAUACUUUUAACAAUAAAAUUAUUCCUGUUUUAGAAAAAAAUAUAAAAAAGAUGAUUAAAACUUUGGUUGUACUUAGCUUCGUUCUGCACAGGUUUUGUGAUAGAACUACUGAGCUCCCUCACCACGACAAGGUGUCAACCCACUGAGGAAGUAUUUUUUUACUUUUAUUGUUCAAAUUAAAAAUUAUAAUUAUUAUUAAAAUGCUUAUCAUCAUAUUAUGUAUUUAUGUAAAAAUCUCUAAAACUAAACUUGAAAUAUUAUUUACAAAUCCUUUUUUAUUAUGCUGCGUAAUGGUAAAUUGCGACUAUGUCUUGAAUCAAUUAUUUCUGGUAACAUGGCAUUCAUAUAAAAAUUUUCAAGACAAUCUAUCAUUCUUCCGUUCCAAUAUUUACUAUCGUCUUUCUCAAUAAUACAAUAUUUUAAACCUGUAGAGGUGUACACUAUAAAAUAACAAGUUUGGCGAUUAGUAAUGUGGAGCUGACCUUGUACUUGAUACAUGUAAUUAUCUUUUUCUUUUAAAACUAUUUUACUAUCAUCUUGAGAAUCUAUUUCUAAGUAUUUAAUCAAUUUUUGUUCUAUGGCAGUUUUAAUAUUUGUGUUUCUUGCGCUAAAUGUACAUUUAAUUUCAACAAUAGCAUUUGAACCCACUAACCCAUCUGGUGUUGCACCUAAAAAUUUUUUUUCUUUAUCUACAAAAAAGCCGCAUGAAACUACCUUUAUACCUGUGAUCUGUUCAAACUUCUCCUUUGCUUUCUCUUCAUUAUCAAUUCCCCACUGUAGUGGUUCGGGUAAUUUUUUAAAUUUAGAUAAUCCCACACGAUACAAGAUAUCUUUUACAGCAUUCGCUGUAUUGGUCGUACAUUUCAUAUUAAUAAUUCUUCCGAAAUUACUAGCCGUUAAUCUAUUAUUUCUUUCUUUAUCCCACUGCUCAUUAUUACGUUGACCAAUUGUUAACAAAGGAAUUUUUAAAAUAUCGCAAGCAGCCAAAUCAUUCAAGAACUCAUUUUUUAUUUUGUCAUAUGUUUCUGUUGGCAUGUCUAUUAUGUCAUUAGUCGCACCAUAAUCCGAAUCUGCACUUUGAAUACGAAUUUUUCUUUUAUUUAAUUUUGUAGCUUGAAGUUCUUUGGUUUUUAAUAAGCGAUUUGAAAAUUUUGUGGUGUAAAUGCCACUAUUCUUUGAUAUUCUGAAAAAUUUAUUCUUUUACCCCCAACAAGUUUGUUAACUACUGAAUUAAAUGACUCAACAGAAUUAUUAUCGACAUCAUACAAUAGACUUGAAGAUAAAUUUGCAACUCGUUUUAAUGCCUGCAUGAACAACUCAAACAAGUAACUAUUUUUAAAAUCAGAAUAUGCAACUGCAUUUGUUAUUUGACCAACUGUAUUACAAAAAUACGUAGCGCACUUUGAAUGAUUACCAAAAACAUGUGCAGGUCCAUUUAAAAUAUCAUUUUUCAGGUUUUCUGCUUUUUGAUCGAAAGUACAGUACAGACUGGAUCUUACAAUCUCUCGAUACGUUAUUUGUACUAUAAUUAUUACUGGGUAUAGUUACAAUAAAUUUUUACAACAAUGUAUUUUUCAGAAUUUAUUACCUGGAUAAAAUUAUCAGACGAAAAAGCGGGUUUAAAGAAGUUUUCAUCAUUUUAAUGAGAUAUUCCUAGUAACUUUUUUAAAGUUAACUGUUUUCUGAAAGAACAAUAAUGUUUCACCAAUUAAUUUUUUUAUUUUAUAUUUUUUCAAUGCAAGUGAUCCAAUUAGAAAUGCACAUGACACAUAAUAUAGCGAACAGAAUUCGGUUAAUUAAAACAUAAAACCCAAUAAAUAAAUGGUGUAAUGGUGUAUUAUUUUUUACAAAACUAUGCUAGUAUUUUAUUAUUCUUUAGUAUCAAAUUUUUUUAACAAAAUAAAAAACGUAUUUUUCACUGUAUGUUGCUUGAAUCUCUGAAAUAAAAGAAACUAUCGUGGGCGAUAGUGGAAUUCAGUUUGUUUACAUUAUUUGCAUUUUAUGAGAAGGGACAAGACACCCCGAGGCGAAGGUCGGAUGCCUAUCCGAUGAUUGACAGCUGUCACUGAAAACAGGUCUAAAAAAGUAUGCAACUUGUAGUACACCAAUUCUCAACAAUCGCUUCGGUACCCUGAAGCCUUAUUAAAGAGUUCGUCAGCGGUGGUUCUAAAAAUUACUCAUCCGGAUUCUGGAAUCCAGAAUAUCUGGAAUGCACCGGAGAAUCGAGAAGACUAUAUUUGUAAAGUUAAAGGACUAAGUUUACGUUAUAACAAUUUAAAAUUAAUAAAUUUUGAUAAAAUUAAAUCCAUGUUGUUUGAAAAUUGUCCUGAUGACAAAAUUACUUUAUCUGAUUCUCGAUAUGAGGUUAUGUCUAAAGAUACAACAAAACAAUGUAUCCACUAUACUAAACAGAGACGAUUAACAGAUGACACAUUUGAUACACUCCCUUAUGGUUUCAUGGAUACGAUAUUAGAUUAGAAGAUUGUAUGUAUAUAUUUAUUUAUAAAGUCAAGAUUUUAAGUUUACAUUAUAAUACUUAAUAAUUUAAAGUUGAUAAAUUGUGAUAAAAGUAAGUGUUUGAAGAAAAUUGCCUUGAUGAAAAAAUUAGGUACGUUAGCUGAUUGAGUUAUUGUUCGUAUAAUUUGCGAUAUGAGGUUAUAUGUCUAAAGAUUCAACCAGACAAUAUCGUUUCCACUAUUCUAAGUGGAGAAUAUUAACCGAUUAUUUUGAUACACUCCCUUAAGGUUUCAUGGAUACGAUAUGAAAUUAAUAAUUAUAAUUAUUGAAAUUGUGUGUGUAUUUUUUUUAUCAACUAACUGUGUACAUGUAAUUAUGAUUUUUGUUUGCUCUUUGUAUCAUAUAAUAGGUAAUAAUAAUAAUUGUACCUGUAACUGUAUUUACUUAUUAAAUUUUGUCAAACUUUAA
Molecule: messenger RNA, 9230 nt
Organism: Tribolium castaneum (red flour beetle)
Lineage: Eukaryota; Metazoa; Arthropoda; Insecta; Coleoptera; Tenebrionidae
Gene: PIG-G
Product: Phosphatidylinositol glycan anchor biosynthesis class G
Exons: 2
Coding region: 1-2331 (776 amino acids)
Biological process (GO): GPI anchor biosynthetic process
Cellular component (GO): endoplasmic reticulum membrane
Source: RefSeq, a predicted model, not a curated record